AUGACGGAAUCAGUUGAAUUUUCCCCGAGCGAGUACCAAAUCGCUCUGCCUCCUUUUGGCUCGGCCUUUGUCGGGGAUUCGCCGGGACGAGAGAAUCAAAGUCCUCAAGUUUCGACGGUCCCGGUUAGUCAUGGGAAUAUCUUGUGGCAUACCAAGCAUGAGCCUGAGGAGACCUAUGAGAAUUCUAUUUCGCCGAAUGCAUCGUCAAGAUCGAUGGCGAAUGAAGAAGGGUUGGAGGAAGAUCGGUCGGAAUCGCCUGAACAGAUGGAAGGAGGGAGAAGAAGCAAGGGAUCGAAGAAGCCGAGGAAACCAAGGACGAUUUACAGCUCCUACCAACUGAACGAGCUCGUCCGCCGCUUCCAAAAGACGCAAUACCUGGCCCUUCCCGAGCGAGCAGAGCUGGCAGCAACACUCGGCUUGACGCAGACACAAGUAAAGAUUUGGUUUCAAAAUCGCCGCUCAAAGUUCAAAAAGCAAGUCAAGCACAUGAAUCUGCCCAUGGAGCAUUCUCAGAAACAAGCGUCGAUGUAUCAGCCGAUCGGGCGGGAGUAUGAGGCGAGCGAGUACUACAGUAACAUGCCGGGCUUUGUCUACUGGACGCCGGAGCAGUAUCAGCACGCGGCGGCGAACAACUCGGCGGGGUAUUAUCAGCCGGUCAGCCAGUGGGACGAAGCGCAUCAGGUUGAUUGUACUCCAACAAUCUACUCAAUGCCAGAACAACCUGUUUCCGACUCGAUCGAUCAAGUUUGCCUCAACUCGCAGCCAGGAGCGAAUCCGGGAGCAAUUAUUUCUCAAGUUGCCCCGCCGCCGAUUACCUUGCCUAUUCCGACUUCUCAAGAUCAUCACUAA
Oikopleura dioica is the source of this 849-nucleotide messenger RNA. NCBI's taxonomy places the organism in Eukaryota, Metazoa, Chordata, Appendicularia, Copelata, Oikopleuridae. The record is from the annotation of a GenBank genome assembly.